Cygnus olor (mute swan) is the source of this 3593-nucleotide messenger RNA. RefSeq names its product TBC1 domain family member 31 (gene TBC1D31). The coding region runs from base 85 to 3351 and encodes 1088 amino acids. NCBI's taxonomy places the organism in Eukaryota, Metazoa, Chordata, Aves, Anseriformes, Anatidae. The record is from RefSeq and is a predicted model, not a curated record. Gene Ontology annotation, molecular function: protein binding. The transcript is spliced from 22 exons. Gene Ontology annotation, cellular component: centrosome.
UCAACAAAGCGGGGCCGGGCCGUACCAUGAGCGCGGCUCCCCCUCCCUCCGCCGUUUGGCGGCCGUUUGGGGGGAGCCCGGAGGAUGCCGAGCCGGGAGCUGGGCGGCCGCAGCCAGGGCCCGCUGUGGGCCCGCGGGCCCGGCCCGGCGGCGGGCGGCGGCGGACUUAUAGUAAAUAUAACUCAUAGUGCCCCAGGAGCUCCUUCAAAGACGAUACGGUUUCUGAAUGUGGCGUUUGACAGUUCUGGAGAUUCCCUCCUUGCUGGAGACCACCAAGGCAAUAUAUAUGUUUUCGACCUGAAGGGAAACAGGUUCAACCUUGUUCAGCGAACAAUGCAGGCGUGCACUGCUUUGGCAUUUAAUCUUCGCAGAAAGACAGAAUUCCUGGUGGCUUUGGCAGACUAUUCUGUUAAAUGCUUUGAUACGGAAACCAAGGAGCUAGUUAGCUGGAUGAGAGGACAUGAUUCGUCAGUGUCUUCCAUCUCGGUCAAUGGCUCAGGCAGGUAUGCCAUCACUACCUCCACUGAUACAGCGCAGCUCUGGGACUUGGACACCUUUCAAAGGAAAAGAAAGCUGAACGUUCGUCAUUCUGUGGGUAUACAGAAGGUUUUUUUUCUUCCACUGAGUAACACCAUCCUCAGCUGUUUCAGAGAUAAUUCUGUUUUUGCAUGGGAAUUCGAUACUCUGCACUGUAAAUACCAGUUGCCAACUGCAGUAGAAGGUUCUACAUUACUUUACAAGAGCUUUGCAGUUACCAGAGAUGGCCGGAUUUUUGUAGCUGGUGGAAAAUCAAAUCAUCUUCACUUAUGGUGUUUAGAAUCAAAGCAGCUGAUAAAAAUAAUCCAGAUGCCUACAAAAGUACGAGCUGUUCGCCAUCUGGAAUUCCUCCCGGACAGUUUUGAUGGGGGCUCCAAUCAGGUCCUUGGAGUAUUAAGUCAAGAUAAUAUUAUGAGAUUUAUCAAUAUAGAAACAUGCAAACUGCUUUUUGCCAUUGGGAGUCAUGAAGAGGGAAUUAGCACAGCAGCGAUUAGCCCCAAUGGACGGUAUAUUGCAUCAGUAAUGGAAAAUGGUAGUGUCAAUUUAUACAGUGUCCAAGCUUUGACUCAGGAAGCAAAUAAGCCUCCACCACCCCAGUUCAAAGUAGUGGAGGAUUGGCCCAAGUGCAAGUCAGAGGCAAAUAAGCUGACGAUGAAAGUGACUUCAGGAAGGUCAGAGCGGCCUUGGAAAUCCAAAGGAAACAAAAUUCAAACCAGACUGCUGAAAGUGCAAGCAAACACAUCACUUGAAAAUAAAGAGAAUGAAUUGCCAGGUGGAUUAAAUAAGAAACGUCUACAGGCUUUGUUGAAAGGAUACGGCGAAUAUCCAGCAAAAUACAGUCUCCAUUUUAAUUACAGGAUGUUUGUUUGGCGUUCCUUAUUACAACUUCCUGAAAACCACUUAGCAUUCAGUAGCCUAAUAGAUAAGGGUACCCACAGUGCGUUUGUGAAUAUUCAGAAUGAGUAUCCGAUCAAAAGCAGGAAACUGCUGAGAGUUUUACAGAGGACGUUAUCAGCUCUAGCUCACUGGUCUGCUAUCUUUGGUGAGACGCCUUAUAUUCCUUUGCUAGCAUUCCCAUUUGUAAAAUUAUUCCAGAACAACCAGCUGAUCUGCUUUGAAGUUGUUGCUACAGUAGUAGUUAAUUUUUGUCAGCACUGGUUUGAGUAUUUUCCCAAUCCUCCAGUUAAUGUCCUUAGUAUGAUGGAAAAUAUUUUAGCACAUCAUGACAAAGAACUACUUCAGCAUUUUAUAAAAUACAACGUGACCUCACAGGUUUAUGCCUGGCCUCUUCUAGAAACCCUGUUCUCUGAGGUUCUAACAAGAGAAGAAUGGCUCAAAGUCUUUGAUAAUAUCUUCUCUAACCAUCCUUCAUACUUCCUAAUGAUUGUUGUUGCCUAUAUUGUAUGUUCCAGAGCUCCAUUGCUUCACUGUAAUCAAAGACAGGAUUUUGAGUAUUUCUUUCAUCAUCGUAACAACCUGGACAUUAACGUUGUGAUUAAAGAAGCUUAUCAUUUUAUGGAGGCUACACCACCAGAUAUCCAUCCACAACGUGUGCUUGAUGACUUCGUACCACUUACAAAAGGACAGUACCCUGUAUUUAAUAAAUAUCCCAAGUUCAUUGUGGAUUAUCAAACUCAGGAAUGGGAGAGGAUCAGACAGGAUGAAAUUGAAUACUUAAGAGAGAGACAGUUAAUGCAUGAGUUAGAAGCUAAAGCACAGGAACGGAAGGCAGAAGAUGAAGCUUGGUAUCGAAAGCAGGAAUUGCUUCGAGAAGCUGAAGAACAAAGGCGAAAAAUGCUUCUGGAAGAAGAAAAGAAGCUGGCAGAACAGAGGCAAAGACUAGCUGCUGUGAAAAGAGAACUGAAAGUAAAGGAACUACAAUUUCUAGAUGCUUCAAGAAGGCGUUUUCUGAAAUAUCAGCAAGAUCAGCGCCAAAUGGAACUGAAACGUCUUGAUGAUGAAAUUGCUAGAAAAGCAUCCAUAAGAGAACAAGAAACAGCUGCUACUGUUCAAGAUGUAGAAGUACGACAGAUGGAACUUGAAUCGCAAAGACAGCUUUUUGAACAGCAUCUUAUCAAAGAUCAAGAGAGCUCCACACGGGAAAUGAAAGAAGAGAUAGAUGCCAGUCGAAGAAAGGCAGAUCUCGAAGAUCACGUUGUUCAACGAUUGAUGGAAACAGAUCGAGAAGAAAAACAGAAAGCUCAGAUGGUAGCUGAAGAAAAUUUAGCCAAAGCACAGCAGAAAUGCAUUGAGGUCGACUGGAGGUUGCAGGCACUGCACAAACUAAGGCACGACGAUCAGGACCGUGAGAAGCGUUAUGAAGAGAUAGCCAAGCUCCUUCACGACAACAGGGUAAAAGAAGCCGAACUGCUGAAGGCCAUGAGAGAGGCAGAAGAAAAAAAGUGGGAAGAAGUUAUACAGAAAAAAGCACAACUGGAGGAAGAGCAGAAGGCUGCUGGUGCUGCACAUGAACACAGGAAGCAGUUUUUAGAAGACAAAAUGAACGAUGCGUUAGAUUUGGCUGAAAAGCUGCAAAGAGAGGAUGGCUUUUUCGAGAGGCUGCAUGAUUUAAAGGCUGGACGUACAGGGAGAGGGGUAGAAUUCCAGCAGGUGCCAAAGUCUGGAAAUGUGUGUUUGAAUGAUUUGUCUGCAUCAGAGUCAUCAUCAUACAUGUCUUCAGUUAGAAGACAAGAACUGGCAUGCCAAGAGCGGGAACUGAUGGCAGAAGUCAGACAGCUCAGACAAAAGCUUACUGCACGGGCUCGAAUUAGACAUCCUCCAACUCAUCUCUCAUCUACAAAGUGGACAACUUGAGAUGAUGUGUUCUGGACCUCAGCUGUACUUUCAGAUUAUCAAUCAGUGAAACCCUAACUAUGUGUAAUGUGAUUAAAGACUGAUCAUAGAUUGUUUAUUUUAAAGGCCUUUGGAAAUAUUUUUAUAUAAAAAUAAAAUUCUAGCUAGAAAAAUGUGCAGUGUUUGUAACCUCGUUAUUUUCUCAGUAAUUAUAAUACUAUUUUUACUUGUAAAAUAAACUCACUUUUUACCAUUGUUAUUAC